CUGAGCACUUGUAAUUAGAACCCAAGAGCGAAACCCAAGAGCACACAUGUUGCUUCUUCCUUGUUGAUUCGUUAUCACACACAAAAACCUUUUCAACCCAUUGUUAUUUCUCUUCAACUCACCAGCCGUUCAAGUCCGCGUCGUGGCAGUGUGACUCAGAAAGUGUUCCAAGAAAAAACAAUGACCGCGAUCAUUCCAAGCCCUCCCCUUGGGGGACGAAGGAGGGGGCGGAGCAUCGGCGUGUGUGGGUUGGGUUUUUUGCACACUUGAACUCUACGAUGGAAAGGGGCUUGAUUACGACUGGAUUUGUCGUCAAAAACAAUAUUUUAACGCUAUUGACUGUUGUCGCUUGUGACAUUCUCCAUCAUUGUCCGUCAUGCUCGACCGACGACGUUUAUCUUUUACUCUUGGACUUUUUGUUCUCUUCAUACAGACCGUCCUUGCCAGCCCACAAUGUUUCCAGGUUGGACAACCCGUCUUUUGCGUGUACUCCAAUAACAUUGGAAACAAUGAAGUGAGGAUUCGUAUGGAAUUUCCAAAAGAGCUUGGGUGGGUUGGGUUUGGGAUUGGGGCGAGUAUGGAUGCGGCGGAUGUCAUGAUGGCCUACCCCGUUUCAAACGGCCAAAAUGUCGCAAUAACCCGCCGAACAGCCAAUGGACACCGCCUCCCCACUCUAAAUCCAACCCAAGACCUCCAGAUCAUCGCAAACAGUACUGGAAUCUUCACCAUCAACAAUGUCCAAAAAUAUGUUGUCACAUUUGACCGAUCCAUCGCUUCACCGGGGAACAACCUUCCUGCCAUACAGUCGUCUAGUCAAAGCUUCAUUUGGGCAGGAUAUGCGGGUGCUCCACCCGCCAGUGCCACAAAUGUUCCUCGGCACACUGCUCGAGGCACCACAACCGGGAACCUGAUGGACGGCUCGAUGGCUUUCUCUGAAACACAACCAGAUGGAACAACCUCAAACGUGGUCCACGACGCUGCGGCCAACACCGGCAAUCUCAUUCAAGCUCAUGGGAUCCUCAUGUUUCUCGGAUGGGUUGUCCUCGCGCCAUUGGCGAUUGUCAUUGCACGCUUCUUUAAGCCUGCUUUGGGUGUAUGGUGGUUUAGGCUCCACUGGGCACUCAUGUUGUUGGCAGCAGGGGUAUUUACAUAUGUUGGAUUUGGAUUGGUGUAUCAUGUGGUGGGUGUCAAGGGUGCAAGUCAUUUCAAUGUGAAAGCGAACGGUGCGCAUGUGGUGAUUGGUCUUUUGAUUAUCAUACUAUCUGCACCGCAGCUGGCUCUUGGCUGGAUCAUCGACAGGUUGUUCAAUCCUACCCGAAAAUAUAUCCCAUGGUGGGAUAAAGUCCACUGGUGGUUGGGACGUAUUGUGUUCCUCCUUGCCUUGGUCAACAUACCCCUUGGAAUCGCCUUAUACAACGACCAUGAAGGGACCAAAAAGACCUGGCCGUAUGUAGUGUUUGGAAUUCUGUGUGCGCUCUGGGUGGGUGUGUUUGCGUACCUGCAGUUCCGCGUGGGGCAAAGGCAUCACGUUGAGAAGGGGGACAAGUAUGAGGAACAAGGAUUGAAGAGUGACAGCUCUGCGACAGUAGUUUGACCACUUGUGUGCAUUAGCAUUUGUGGUGUGGGGUUCUUCCUGUAAAAGCGUUUUGUUCGAAAGUAUAAUGUUAUCAUUGUGUAUAUUGGUCUGUACUAGACUUCCAAGAAAUAAGCUGUCUAGUACACUUGUACAUCACCUUCUCAGAACUCAUUUAUUU
This is a messenger RNA of Spizellomyces punctatus DAOM BR117, 1754 nucleotides long. RefSeq lists its product as uncharacterized. NCBI's taxonomy places the organism in Eukaryota, Fungi, Chytridiomycota, Chytridiomycetes, Spizellomycetales, Spizellomycetaceae. The transcript has 5 exons. Bases 377 to 1594 code for a protein of 405 amino acids. The record is from RefSeq and is a predicted model, not a curated record.